GAAAUUGCAAGAAGAAAAAACGGAGAAAUUGCUACGAUUACGAGUGUGUACGAUUGAACCGCGUCGAGGAGUCGAAUUUGCAUUGAAGCUUCUUCGAUCGAUUGCUUCUCUUUCCUUUCUCUGAUAAAAUGGCUUGUUCGAUUCCAGAAUCACGGUUAAGCUUCCUUGAUUUUGCCACUCUCGCCGCUAGUAAAUACCACUUUUUGCUUCCAUGGCGGUUAGCUUUUUCUACUUGGCUAUUGUAUUUGUCUUCCUCGCCGUCUUCGUGGUAAUAUGCUACCGUCUCCUCGAGUUCAUGAAGAAAUCAGAGACUGCGCCUAGGUUAACUCGGCGUAGUAUUCCUGUUUCUGCUUCAGCUGCUUUGGCGGCGGAGCCGGAUGAGGAUUCGCCGUCUCGGUCUGUGUGGAAUUACGACGUCUUCCUCAGUUUCAGAGGUACAGAUGUUCGUAAAUAUUUCGUCAGCCAUCUCUACGAGGCUCUCAAAAGUGAAGGAAUCGAACCUUUUCACGACGACAGAGAACUUCAGAAAGGCGAUUACAUCUGGAAGGGACUCGACGAAGCGAUGAUUGGGUCACUACACGCCAUCGUCGUUAUAUCCAAGGGCUACGCUACCUCUCGCUGGUGUUUGGAAGAGCUUUCGGUUAUGAUCGACCUCGUUGAGAAGAAACGCCUUCAAUUGAUACCUAUAUUCUAUGAAAUUGAUCCGUCAGACUUGAAGAGACGAAGCGGGUGCUUCUACGAAGCUCUUAAGAAUCAUGAGCUGAGGUAUGAUCUGGAUACGGUGGAUAGAUGGAGAACCGCUUUGUCUGAAGUUGGAAAUAUUUCUGGCUGGGAUUCCAAAAGCAGGAAAGAGGACUCAGAGCUUAUACAGGUAAUAGUUCAAGAUCUUUCUGACAGAUUAUCAUCACAGUCAUCUGGUGGCACAGAUGGAUUGGUGGGGAUGAGUUAUCACAAGAAAGUCAUGGAAUCUUUCUUGUCAAUGGACUCCGGAGAUGUCCGAAUGGUAGGAGUCUGGGGUAUGGGUGGAAGAGGGAAAACCACCAUUGCAAAGUAUGUCUUUGAAGAAUUUUCUAGUCAGUUUGAUGCUCGUUGCUUGCUAGAAAACGUGAAAGGAGAUUUCAAACUAUAUGGUGAAUCACAUUUGCGAAAGAAAAUCAUGUCUGGAAUCUUCCCGAAGAGUCCCCUGAAUGCACGAUGUAUCAGCCCUGAUGCAAUGAAGCGAAGACUUCGUGGCAAGAAGGUCCUUCUCGUCCUCGAUGAUGUUGAUGACAUUCAACAACUGCGCGCAUUGGCUGGAAGCUGCGAGUGGUUCGGACCAGGAAGCAGGGUCAUAAUAACUACACGAGACAAGCGUGUGUUAGAUGAGCAUGAUGUGCCACACAUUUAUGAAGUGAAGCCUCUGAGGACUACUCAAGCACUUCAGCUUUUCAGUGAGCAUGCCUUCAAAAUGAAUCAUCCACCAGAAGGAUUUAGAGAACUUUCUCUAGAUGUUGUUGAGCAACUUGGUGGUCUUCCGCUAGCGCUUCGAGUUAUUGGCGCAUCCCUAUAUCGCCGGGAAAUAGCAUUCUGGGAAGAUAAGCUGUUUAUACUGAAAAAUAGUCUUGAUAAAUCUAUCUCACUGGCGUUGAGAGUAAGUUAUGAUGCACUGGAUGAGCAUGAAAAGAUUGUUUUUCUUUAUGUUGCUGCUUGUUUCGAUGGGGAAUAUAGGGAUCAAGCGACAAAUAUACUAGACCCCUUUGUCAUUUCUUCUAGACCAAACCUUGUGACGCUGAUGGAGAAAUCUCUUAUCAGUAUGACAAGAGAUACGAGGCUAUGGGUUCAUGAUUUACUUCAAGACAUGGCCAAGGAUAUUAUUUGUGAAGGAAAAAAAGAAAAACCAUGGAAGCGUAAAAUGUUGUGGAAGUUUUUGGAUGUCAAAAGCUUGUUCACUGAAAAUAUGGGAACUGAAGACAUUGAGGUUGAAAGUAUAUUGCUCAACAUGGCUGGAGAAACAGAGCUUAACAUUAACCCUGCAGCGUUUAAGAGGAUGUUCAAUCUCAAAUUUCUUAAAAUACGUAAUAAUAACACUGUUGGAGGGAGUAAAGUGCACAUGGUUAACGACCUUGACUACCUCCCUCCACUGAGAUAUCUUCGAUGGGAGGCUUACACUCUAAAAUCGCUGCCUUAUCUCUUCCAGACUGAACAUCUAGUUGAACUAAACCUCCCUUAUAGUUCAGUUGAAACAUUAUGGAGCGGAACUCAGGACCUUCGAAGUCUAAGGCACAUGGACCUUAGUAGAUGCAGGCACCUGAUUAACAUUCCAGACCUUUCUAAAGCAAAGAGUCUUGAGAGUUUAUGUCUUAGUAACUGUGAGAGUUUGGUCGAGCUUCAUUCUUCUCUUUGGCAUCUCGAUAAGCUAGUUAAGUUGUGGAUGGCAAAUUGCACAAAACUCAAGAAUCUUCCGUGUAACAUCUACUUGAAGUCCCUCCAGAGUCUUUCUCUAGACGGAUGCACAAGUAUAGAAGAUUUUCCAUUUGUUUCCGAUAAUAUUGAGAUGUUGGGACUGAUGGGGACAUCAAUUGAAGUAGUGCCAACGUGGAUCGACCGUCUCUCAAGGCUCAGACUUCUGCGGCUGUCCAAAUGCAAGAGACUGAAGAAUCUCCCAGACACCAUUGGGAGCUUGGAGUCACUCAGAACUCUCUGGCUUGGUUGCUGUCCCAACGUCACAGUUUUCCCAGUACUUGGAAAUGGAAUAGUAAAACUGGGCUUGAAAGGAACAUCGAUAGAAGAGGUGCCCUCAACGAUAGGUGAUAAGCUGAAUCUCAUGUACCUUUGCUUGUCAGAUUGCCAGAGGCUAAAAAAUCUUCCUCACACGUUGAGCAACUUGAAAAACCUGAAGUUGCUUUAUCUCCGUGGAUGCACCAAUAUCACUGAGCGCCCACAUGUUGCAGGGGACAUCAGAAGAUUGGAUUUAUAUGGGACGUCAAUAGAGAAUUAUGGCCCUCUCUCUGAAGAGGAAGCGCUUGAGUUGCGCAAUCGUGAUAUAGACUUCCUGAAGGCGUUUGUCACUCGGCAUGUCCGGAGAUACAAGAAAAACCGGAAGUCUAGAUAGGUGAUGAAUGCUCAAGGACUCGGAUUUGCGGUUGGAUGCUCAAUCUGGCUUUUCCUUUUAUGAAUGAUAGGAACAUGUAUUAGUUCAAUUAGUUCUGUUUGUUUCAUAUCCGUUUAUCCGAAUUGAGCAGCAGUUUGUGGGAUUUUGCUGAA
This is a messenger RNA of Camelina sativa (false flax), 3243 nucleotides long. RefSeq names its product disease resistance protein Roq1. Gene Ontology annotation, molecular function: ADP binding. Gene Ontology annotation, biological process: signal transduction; defense response. The record is from RefSeq and is a predicted model, not a curated record. Lineage: Eukaryota; Viridiplantae; Streptophyta; Magnoliopsida; Brassicales; Brassicaceae.